Haliotis rubra (blacklip abalone) is the source of this 4252-nucleotide messenger RNA. Its product is annotated as kinesin-like protein KIF14. The record is from RefSeq and is a predicted model, not a curated record. Bases 663 to 3797 code for a protein of 1044 amino acids. Lineage: Eukaryota; Metazoa; Mollusca; Gastropoda; Lepetellida; Haliotidae. Gene Ontology annotation, molecular function: microtubule motor activity; microtubule binding; ATP binding. Gene Ontology annotation, biological process: microtubule-based movement; mitotic spindle organization. The transcript has 26 exons.
GUAAUGGUAUGUGUCUGGGAGUAUAUGUGUGCACGUGUCAAGAAGUGUUUUGUGUUUAUCGUGACACCAGCCGGUUAAAAGCGUUUUAGGUAGCUUGUUCGACUGAGGCCUCCUGUGACUCAGAAAUGCCCCUGAAGAAAAUGUCUAUUUCUAAAAAUAGUAGCCAAUCAGAACCGCGCUUGUUCGAAUUAGCCGAAAGCUGGCGCAAAGGCGAGGUAAUUUCAAAACAAGUUCCCAAGUGGAUAAUGUUUGCAUGUGAUGGAUUGUUCAAAUGGAUUACAAAAAGAUGAAGGAUUAUGUACAGUGUGUAAUCAUGUGAUCUAACUAAAAAGCACCAGUGAUUGACUAUGUUUGUGAGUAAUGGCGUGUGCGCGAAAACUGUACCUUACAUUGUAGAUUUCAUUUGGUCUCGGCACCGGUUGACAUUGACAUUUGGUGGCCCGUGACUGUUGAGUAUCGAGAGAGAUUAACAGGUAAUCCUGGUGCGUGCGACUGAUUCCGACCGAAUUCAUUCCUUACAGUGCAACCAGUGUCACUGGAUUAACAACGAAAAGUACGCUUGAGACCUUUAGAUUGUGUCAUGUUGCCGGGCGAGGUGAUUUACUGAGUGUGAUAUUUUAUACAUUGUGGUUUGAUAAGUUGAUACGACACUGAGAGUAAACAUGUCGGGAAGGAUAAAUUCACCGAAAAAGACCACGCCUAGGGGGAAGAGUAAAAGGCUUCUACCUUAUGUUCCAUCCAAUCCACAAACAAGAGGUGUAACGUUCAACGAAGAAACGGUUGAAACUUCUAUUGGAGGGACACAGUCCACUGGAGUAAUUAAACCUGAGGCAGCUAUACAACCCUUGUCCCCAAUGGAAAAUAAUCUUAUGUCAAGAUUUGUGUCCAAGUUUACAGAGAAGCUUGGAUUAAAUAUUGGUAAAGAAAACAAAGGCAUGGAUAACCCACCUCAGCCAAUCGACACAUCUACUCCUGACUCAAGUCUUGAUGAAACAAAGGAUCAAAUCAUGAAGAAAACAGAUGAAUGUCUUCCAAAAGAGAAAAAACUUGAAACACUGCCCCCAAAGGUAAAGAAAGUUGACGAGGCUCCUAAAAAGCCCAUCUUUGAUGUUGAAUUAGCGCCUCCAUGUACAGAUCCGUUUCGAACACCAACGAAAGUUGCAAGACGUCAUACGCUUGAAAGCCGCAUAUUUCGGACACCCGACUGUUACAAAGUUGUACAGAUGGAAACUCCUCGGAAAUAUGAUGUGAGUUAUGACGACCUUGGUGAUAUUGACAGUGAUGAAGACAGCUGUACAAGUGUCACUGUGGCCGUCCGCGUCAGACCACUUAGUCAAAGAGAAUUAUUAGACCCAAAUGUCAAGACGGUCGUGUCAAUGAAUGGCAACGAAACCACAGUGACAGCAGAGAAUGGUUUGACCUACCGAUUCGCCUAUGACUUUUCCUUCUGGUCAUGUGAGCGAAGUCACAGCGAGUUCUCGAGUCAGCAGACCGUCUAUGACAGCCUGGCCCAACCCCUCCUCGGCAAGGCCUUCGAGGGCUACAACACCUGUCUCUUUGCCUACGGACAGACGGGCAGCGGGAAAAGCUAUAGCAUAAUGGGCCACGGCUCUGAAACCGGAAUUAUUCCACGCUUCUGUGAGGAGCUUUUUUCUCGAGCAGAAAACUUUCGAGAUAAAGACAAGGUGAAAAUCAGCGUUGAAAUCAGCUUCUUUGAGAUUUACAAUGAAAAGAUUCAUGACCUGCUGAUGUCAUCUAAGGACAAAGGGGGCAAGAAACCAACACUAAAGGUUCGGGAACAUCCAGUGCUUGGGCCAUAUGUUGAAGGACUGUCCACCUUUGUUGUCAACUCUUUUGAAGAUGUGAAGGGCUGGAUCACGCUGGGAAACAAAAACAGAGCCACAGCAGCCACGGGGAUGAAUGACAAGAGCAGCAGAUCCCACUCCGUCUUCACCAUCGUCAUGACGCAGACCAGGACGGAGCAUCUGGAGGGGCAGGACCAUGACAGCUCUGUCAACAGCAAGAUAAACCUGGUGGAUCUAGCCGGGAGUGAGAGACAGUCAGCGGCACAGACCUCCGGCGAGAGACUCAGGGAAGGCGCCAACAUCAACAAGUCCCUGAUGACCUUGGGGAAGGUGAUCUCCCUUCUCUCAGACCAGUCCACUUCCAAGAAGAAGCGUUUCAUUCCAUACCGAGACUCUGUGCUUACAUGGCUGCUGAAGGAGAGCCUGGGUGGCAACUCGAAGACGGCCAUGAUUGCCACCAUCAGCCCAGCAAACCACCAUACAGAAGAAACACUCAGCACACUCAGAUAUGCCAAACAGGCCCGAUCCAUCGUGAAUGUUGUGCGUGUCAAUGAAGACCCCAAGGCCAAAAUUAUUCGAGAGCUGCGGUCUGAGAUUGAGAAGUUGCGGGGUAAGACAGCUGGGAGUGUCUGUGAUGAGAGCCACGCCUCCAGUCUGGUCGAGAUAGCCACCCUCCGAGACAGGCUGAUGGAGAAGGAGAGAGAGAUGGAUGAAAUGUCAAGGUCCUGGCAGGAGAGACUCAGAAGGUCGGAGGAAAAAAAGGUUGCUGAAGGUCGGAUGCUGGAGAAAUCAGGCAUUGCUCUGAAAGUUGACAACAAGCUCCCGAACUUGGUGAACCUGAACGAGGACCCGCAGUUAUCGGAGAUGCUGCUCUACGUCAUCAAGGAGGGGCAGACGCGGGUCGGACGGAUGAGUGAGACGUCAAAACAUGAUAUACAACUCAACGGGGCACUUAUUGCUGGCAAUCAUUGCAUCAUCAACAACGUGGAGGCUGUGAUAAGCAUUACACCAAUCGGAGAUGCACCUACCUAUGUCAAUGGGAACCUCAUCUCAGAGCCCACGAUACUCCAUCAUGCUGACCGUGUGAUCCUGGGUGGUGACCACUACUUCCGGUUCAACCAUCCAAUGGAAGUCCAGAAGGGCAAGAAGACGAGUCUCACGUCCAGCGAGGUGAAGGACUUUGAGUUUGCUAAGCAGGAGUUACUGCGAGUCCAGGAAGCAAGGCUGCAGUGUGAGCUUGAUGAGGCUCGGCGGCAGGCUCAGCAGGAGCUGGUGGAGGAGGUGGAGAAGGCUAGGAAGGAGGCUGCCCAGGUCCUGGACAAGCAGAAGACUGGCUACGAGGACAGGCUGGCUGAGCUAGAGAAGGCACUGAGCAGCCAGAGUCACGAGGCUCGCAAGGCAGAGGAGUGGAGACAAGAGGCGGAGGAUAUUAUCAGCAAGCUGAAGAAACAGAAGAUGAUGCUGGAGCAGGAGGUGAUGGCGGGGAGGAGAAGGCAGGUGGAGGACGCCCAGGCAGCAGAGAAGACCCUGGGUGAGCUGUCACUGGGCAGGUCUCGACUUCUGGAACUGCUGCACUCAGAGAAACAGAAGGCAGCGGAGGACCUGGAGAAACUGAAACAGAAGCGAACAGAAAUGAUGACACCAUCGAAACGCCAGCGUGUGCCUGAUACCAUGACAGGUCGCACUGACCUCUACAAGGUGGCGCUGCUCCUCAGAGAAGCCAACAAGAUCAGUCAGUAUCUGAAGAAGAAUACGACAUUCAGCCGGGAGGACAUACUGGAAGAUGACCAAGUGAAACCCCUCAUCAAAGUGACCAACACCAAACAUAACAUCUGCACGUACUGGACACUGGUCAAGUUUGAGGAGAAGCUUCUUCAGAUGAGGGACCUCUUCCAGAACGACGGUGAGAGUUGUUCAGAUGAUGAUGAGGUGUUCCAUGACCCUGGGGACAGCUGGGAGAGGGACCCCCACCUGGCCUGCUCCCCCCCCUGAACUCCCCGCAGUUCAUGGCUGGCUACCACCGGAGUCCUCUGUCCUCCUGCCGGUCCUCCCAGCUCAGCAGUAGCAGCAGCUAUACAUACAAAAGAUUGUCUCUUGGAUCUGUGGGCAACCAUUUCAGCCUGGCUGAUGUUUCCCGGCAGUGCAAGGACCUUGUAGCACGGAUCACAGACAAACAUUCAGGAAGUGCACUACAAGAGAGUUUUGACAUAAUAUACAACUGAGACAUAAGAUUCUGUGCAGUUGUCAUUGACCUUACAACUGUCUAUCUUAGCAUAAUAUCAUGGAUAUCCACAGGAGGACCUGAUGAUGAGUUGUACAGCCAGGAGAGACACCUGCUGCAGCUGGUCGUGUGUCUGCAGCAGCUGUCGACAGCUUGCAGUCUGUGGGCGCAGCCGUACGAGGGGUGUGGGUCGUCCAACCUCACAGAGCUGCUACAGCGUCUAGUG